AUGGUCAGUGGUCCAGCUGUAUCGAAGGAGACGAAGGAGCUCAUACGGCAACGCAGUCUUGAGCUGCGAGAUGAAAAGAUGCGUGAGGAGAAGAUGCAUUUACGUGGUCGCUGGGUAACAGACAACAAUGCACUUCAGAAUGCGGAGGUGAGAAAACGUGAAGAAGUGCAACGACAAGCACCGAAGCGUGUGGCUCGUGUGAAUCUCUUUACAAAAAUGGAAAAGCCCAACACUGGACUGGAAUUAGAUGAUCGCGAGGUUGCCGAUCGUGUUACUCAGGAUGAUAUCAUGGAUGCUGUGGAUUUACAAACCCAACAAAAGAAGUAUGAGUUAAUACUGGAUAAACUUGGACCAUAUAAGGUGGAUUUCACUAUAAAUGGUACACAUCUUCUUUUGGCAGGAUUUCGAGGUCAUGUGGCGAAUAUUCGUUGGAAAGAUUUCGCUCUUAAUGGUGAAACUCAACUAAAGGACCGAAUUGAUGAUGCCAAGUUUCUUAUUGAUCACACAAUAACGGCUUUGGCUCAGAAAAAAUAUGUCUAUAUGUAUACCAAAGAAGGUGCAGAAAUGCAUAUUCUCUCACGAAUGGCAAAUAUGGAUCGACUGGCAUAUUUACCACGACAUAUGCUUCUCUGUGCGGCCUCUUCACGGUAUAGUGUUAUGCAGUAUAUGGAUAUCAGUACAGGACAAGAACUGGGUGCCAAGGUCCCAUCGGUAGUACGAGAUCCCACUUCAUGUAUGUCUGUUAAUCCAAGUAAUGGAGUGGUGGCAACAUGUGAUUUGCGGGGUGUGGUGAAAUUGUGGUCACCAAACGUUGUAGAUCCACUUGUGCAAUUAAAAGGACAUAAAGGUGUUAUUGAUGAUAUUCGUUUUCAUCCAAAUGGUCGUUUCUUUCUCACACUUGGUGGUGAUCAUAAAUUUAAAGUCUGGGACUGCCGUACAUUACGACCUCUAGAAGAAUAUGCCGUAUCUUAUACCUUUAACACGAUUGAUAUCUCCAGUUCCGGACUUGUGGCGAUGGGUGGAGGAACUAAUAUACAAGUAUGGAAAGGUAUCUUUUCUAGUUCAAAGCCCAAUGCCCCGUAUAUGAAGUUUGGACUCGGUUAUGGUAAUAUUGCCCAACAAGUUCGAUUCUGUCCAUUUGAGGAUGUCUUGGGUGUUGGACAUUCACGUGGAUUUCAAUCUCUUCUUAUUCCUGGUUCUGGUGAUGCUAAUCCAGACUUCUUCUACGCUAACCCGCAUGAGACCGAGCGCCAUAGAAAGGAACGUGUGGUGUCGACAUUAUUGGAUAAACUUCCUCCAGAUACAAUCUCUCUGGAUAUUCAAGUGCCUGGGGUAAAUGAGGCUCGACUUGCCGAAUAUAAUGAAAACAUUCGACUUAAUCGUAAAGCACGAGCUAUUCGAGAAAAGAAGGAGAGACGGGCAGAUAAAUCUCUUGGUGAUAAGGCUCCCACUGGUUUGCAGGUGGGGGAUGAUGAGGAAGUAGAUGAGAACCUCGGAUUCACAGAACGUCCAGCUACACGAGAAUUAAAGACAAAGAAGGAAAAGGCAAAGGAACGCAAAAUGCAAAAAUGGGAUAAGAAAGACAGUGCAGAUAAGGUGCGAUCUAAGCAAACUAUGCGUACAUCCAAGAUUGCACAGCAGCGAAGGGCAAAGAACCGACGAGCAGAACGCCGUGGAGCGAAUGGAGAUAAUGAUGAUGCUGAGGAAAUGGAAGAAAAGGCAAUGCAGAUUCAACUUAAGAAACGCCGGCGUGAGGAGGCUGAUUUUAAUGAUGAUAUGCGUGUACUGCAUAGUCAACAACAUACCGCUAUCACUAAGAAACAUGAUGAUUCGGAGGCAUCAGACUUGAAGAAGAAUGCGGCUCUCCGUCGGUUACUAUAA
Molecule: messenger RNA, 1881 nt
Organism: Trypanosoma theileri
Lineage: Eukaryota; Euglenozoa; Kinetoplastea; Trypanosomatida; Trypanosomatidae
Product: U3 small nucleolar RNA-associated protein 7
Exons: 1
Coding region: 1-1881 (626 amino acids)
Biological process (GO): maturation of SSU-rRNA from tricistronic rRNA transcript (SSU-rRNA, 5.8S rRNA, LSU-rRNA)
Cellular component (GO): 90S preribosome; nucleolus; small-subunit processome
Molecular function (GO): protein binding
Source: RefSeq, a predicted model, not a curated record